UGCCAUUCGUUCUACUUUCUACUCUGCCGCCUGAGACAACCACAUCCUCCCCAAACCGGAUAGGCUUCAUGGAGAGCUCAGAUGUGGAGCUGGACUUCCAGAGGAGCGUGCAGGCUGUGCUGCGAGAGCUCAACACCCCAAACCCAGCCCUGCAAAGGAAUCAGGGCAUGUGGAGAUGGUCUCUGCACAAGAAGGUGGAGCGAAAUCCAGGAAAGAGCUCCGUGCUGGUCCGGAUUCUGCUCAGAGAGCUGGAGAAGGCAGAAAGCGAGGAUGUGCGGCAUGUCAUCGUCCCCUUGCUGCUCACUCUAAUGUGCGUGCUCACUAAGGCCACAAGCAUCACAGAAGAGCUCUACCACAGAGCCUACACCUUCUGCACCAGGCUGCUGACCCUGCCUGCCCCCUACUCUACAGUCGCCUUGGACUGUGCCAUAAGGCUGAAAACAGAGAUGGCAGUCCCAGGGACGCUGUACCAGAGGACUGUCAUUGCGGAGCAGAACCUGAUGAGUGAACUAUACCCUUACCAGGAGAGAGUGUUCCUGUUUGUGGACCCUGAGCUGGUUUCUGCCUCUGUGUGCAGCGCCUUGUUGUUGGAGAUCCAGACAGCCCAAGAGCAGCAGACACCUGAGGCGUGCAUGCGCCACGUGGUCUGCCACGCCCUGGAGGCAGCUCUGGGGGACGACUGCCACACAGGUGCUCUGAACAGGAAGCUGCAGGCCACCUCCCGUCGCGUCCUGGAGUACUAUUUCCAUGCCGUAGUGGCUGCCAUAGAGCAGGUGGCCAACGAGGACAAUCCCAGCCGGCUGGGACACCUGGAGAGGCUGGAGGAGAUUUACUGCUCGCUGCUAGGGCCUGCGACCACAAGAAGGCGCUGCGUCGGUGACUUUCUCCAAGACCGACGGCCAAGCAUCCCCUUGCCCGGCCCCUGCAUCACCUUCCACCUGUGGACCGACCAGGAGCAGCUGUGGAAGGAACUGGUGCUCUUCCUCCGCCCACGCUCCCAGCUGCGCCUCAGUGUUGACUUGGAAGCCUUGGACCUACAAGGUCUCAGGCUAGACUGGGGCUUGGCCCGGGUGUCCACUGACAGUGGUAUUGAGCGGGACCUCCCUGUAGGGAGUGACGAACUCCCGGCUGCCCCCAGCUCUGAGAUGGAGCGGGCUGCACUGCAGCGCAAAGGGGGUAUCAAGAAGCGCGUGUGGCCCCCUGACUUCUCCAUGCCCGGCAGCUGGGAUGGGCCCCCCGGCUUGCAUCGGAGGACAGGCAGGCCCAGCGGCGACGGGGGACAGCUACCUGGAGUCUCCAGGGUGCAUACAGCCCGCGUGCUCGUCCUCGGAGACGACAGGAUGGUAGGGCGCUUGGCCCAGGCAUACUACAGACUCAGGAAACGGGAGACCAGGAAGUUCUGCCUUACUCCUAGACUCAGCCUGCAGCUCUACUACAUCCCUGUGCUGGCGCCUCAGGAUCCGGAAGCAUCUGGUAAGCCUGAGCUGGGAGAGCUGGCUUCCUUCCUGGGCCAAGCAGACCCGUGGUACGAAAGCACUGUCAACACUCUGUGUCCUGCCAUCCUCAAGCUGGCCGAGAUGCCUCCCUGCUUGGACACAUCCCGGCCUGUGGACCCCUUUAUUCUGGAUGUCAUCACUUACUAUGUCCGCAUGGGCACCCAACCCGUCUAUUUCCAGCUCUACAAGGUCAAGAUCUUCACCAACCUGAGUCAUGACCCUACAGAGGAUAUUUUCCUCACUGAGCUGAAGGUGACGAUCCAAGACUCCAAGGGCCCUAAAGAAGGCUCUUCACCUCGAAGGAGAGGGGCAGCUGAGGGCCCAGGAGCUGAGCUGUCCGUGUGCUACCAGAAGGCCCUGCUCAGCCACAGGCCCCGAGAGGUCAUCGUUUCUCUGAGGGCCACCGAGUUGGUCCUGAAGGCCAUUCCUGCUGGUGACACUGAAGUUUCAGGGUUCUCCCACUGCACCUCGCCGAAUGCUCCAGGCUGCUCAUGUCUGCACGUCAGCGUGACGGAGGUUGUCAAGUCCUCCAACCUGGCAGGAAGGUCGUUCACUACGGCAGCAAACACCUUCCGGACGUCCAGUAUCCAAGUCCAGAGCCAAGACCAGAGGCGGCUCACGCUGUGGCUGGACAAGGAUAGUCGGCGUACUUUCAGGGAUGUGGUCAGAUUUGAGGCUGGUCCCUGCCCAGAGCCGUGUUCUCGGGCUCAGAAAUCCAAAAUGGCGGGGCUCAACUCACACAGGCAGGAGACGGAGACGAAAGUGGCCAAACCCAAUUCCCUUCUGAUGCCCAUCAACACAUUCUCCGGCAUCAUCCAGUGAGCCUGGCAGGACAGUGGAAGAUCUGGAUCCAGCGGCAGCAGACCCAAGGAGGAGGAAACACACUACCCACCUACCCACAACACUCACACUGACAGCCCCACUGGGCAGCUGGGCCUGGACUGGGAGCCAGAGAAUGGGAGCUGGAUUGUGAAGGAGGAGGAGCCAUGCCAAGCGUGCCAGAUUGCUGGACAGAGCUGGGAAGAGAUGAGCACGUACGCACACAACCCAGCUUCUUCCAGAAAACGUCAUUCCUUGUGGUGACGUUCAUCUCAUUUC
Messenger RNA from Acomys russatus (golden spiny mouse), 2594 nucleotides. It is a transcript of the gene Pik3r6, whose product is annotated as phosphoinositide-3-kinase regulatory subunit 6. Gene Ontology annotation, cellular component: phosphatidylinositol 3-kinase complex, class IB. The transcript has 19 exons. Lineage: Eukaryota; Metazoa; Chordata; Mammalia; Rodentia; Muridae. The record is from RefSeq and is a predicted model, not a curated record. Gene Ontology annotation, molecular function: 1-phosphatidylinositol-3-kinase regulator activity. The coding region runs from base 69 to 2318 and encodes 749 amino acids. Gene Ontology annotation, biological process: positive regulation of MAP kinase activity; G protein-coupled receptor signaling pathway.